AUGGACUUAGAAAAAUACUUAGCGCAAUUUCCAAAUUCAAAUACAAAUCUGAAUAAAUUUAUCUAAAAGGAUAGCCUUAAUCUAUAAUGUACCUAUGUACCACCUAUAGCAAUUCUUCAUAAACAAUAAUAAAAAAUAGAUUUCUCAGAUGUUAUGAAUUUACUACAAAAUUAUCAAAAUUAUAAUACUCGUGAAUUUAGAUAAAGUCAUAUUGAUUUUGAUGAGAAAACUUGUACUUGUUUUAUUUUAAUUCAGUUUAUGUUACAAUACAUGAUGAAAAGAAAUCUAUUUUGAAAGAUGGUGACGAUAAUGCAAUCAUUAUAAUUAAUUCUUAAAAUAUCAUCACAGUUGGAAUUGUAGAUUAAUUUUCAAAGUGUAAAAAAUAAUUCCUUUAAACCUUAUAUCUUUUUGAUAAAUUGAAAAAUGAUAAUUAUAAAUAAUUGUUUUGA
Messenger RNA from Paramecium primaurelia, 449 nucleotides. The record is from the annotation of a GenBank genome assembly. Lineage: Eukaryota; Ciliophora; Oligohymenophorea; Peniculida; Parameciidae.